AUGACUUUCGAGCUCGCCUUCGACCUCAUCCCCGACUCUGUCGACGGUGAUGUGUCGGCUCGCUCUUCAACGUUCCCUCGUCGCCAGCGCAUGUCCCCGCCCCGCAGCAUCGGGAUGGAGCGCCAGCAGUCGCAGCCCGUACUGACACACGUCGAGUAUGCUGCGUGGAACGAGCGCCGCGCUGCAUCUCUGUCUGCCGCAACUGGCGCGCGGAUCGCAGCCGCCCUCGUCCCUGGUGGCGGCGCCAGUCGAUCAUCCAGGCAGCGCGCGGGCCGUGCACGAGGGUCUGUCAUGAACUUGUUCCCUUCGCCUGUCCCAGAGGCUUCUGAGGAAAUGUCCUACCCACAGACGGCUUACCCGAUCUCGCCGGUGGAAGCGUCCCAGACGCAAACUCAGAUCGAGGCCGCCUACAUCCAGCCCGUCAACUACGAGCAGUUCCAGCAGCAGCCUCCUACCCCUCCUCUCGCCUACACCAUGUCCCCGUCCCCUGCCCCGCCCGCUACGUUCCGCCCCUCGCGCCCGUCGCUGUCUCGCACAUCAACAGGAACCUCGUUCUACAAUCACGACGACUACAAUUACGAGUUCUCGUCUGCGCUCGAUGCCACGAUCCGCCCGCAGCCGACGGGGGUCCCCCACUCGCCAAUGCCUGACGUGUGGCCGGCGCCGCGCCAGCCUGCCGUCCAGGACAUCCCACAAACGCCCUCUCCGUGCCAGACGGACGGUUACGCGUACCCAUCGCCAGUCGCGAGUCCGCAGUACAUGCCAUACCGAGUUCGACACUACAGACGUCCUCGUCGUAUCCCAACCCGCGGCAACAAUCCUACGCCGACCCGAUGCUGCAGCAGCAAUACUCGAUCGGGAGCACGCAGUGGCCCGUUCAAGCCGAGUUCGACACUACAGACGUCCUCGUCGUAUCCCAACCCGCGGCAACAAUCCUACGCCGACCCGAUGCUGCAGCAGCAAUACUCGAUCGGGAGCACGCAGUGGCCCGUUCACCAGCACCAGGUGCAGCAGCAGCAGAUCUAUGUCGGCGAGCAGUACCCAUAA
This is a messenger RNA of Trichosporon asahii var. asahii CBS 2479, 1047 nucleotides long. RefSeq lists its product as uncharacterized. The transcript has a single exon. The coding region runs from base 1 to 1047 and encodes 348 amino acids. NCBI's taxonomy places the organism in Eukaryota, Fungi, Basidiomycota, Tremellomycetes, Trichosporonales, Trichosporonaceae. The record is from RefSeq and is a predicted model, not a curated record.